AUGUUUGGCAAUUACUCUAGUGCCACUGAAUUUUGUCUCCUUGGCUUCCCUGGCUCCCAAGGACUACAUCAUAUCCUCUUUGCUACCUUCCUCUUCUUCUACUCAGUGACAUUAAUGGGAAACACGGUCAUCGUCGUGGCUGUCUGUGUGGACAAGCGCCUGCAGUCCCCCAUGUACUUCUUCCUCGGCCACCUCUCUGCCCUGGAGAUCCUGAUCACAUCUGUCAUCGUCCCCAUCAUGCUCUGGGGCUUGCUGCUCCCUGGGAUGCAGACAAUAUCCCUGGCUGGAUGCGUCGCCCAGCUCUUCCUGUACCUUGCUUUGGGGACCACAGAGUUUGCAUUACUGGGAGCGAUGGCUGUGGACCGUUACGUGGCUGUCUGUCAUCCUCUGAGGUACAACAUCAUUAUGAACAGCCACACCUGCAUCUGGGUGGUAAGCGUGUCGUGGCUGUUUGGGUUCCUUUCUGAAAUCUGGCCAGUCUAUGCCACGUUUCAGCUGACCUUCUGCAAGUCAAAUGUGCUAGACCAUUUUUUGUGUGACCGAGGGCAACUGCUCAAGCUGUCCUGUGACGACACUGUUCUCACAGAGUUUGUUCUUUUUUUAAUGGCUGUUUUCAUUAUCGUUGGUUCUCUGGCACCAACAGUUGUCUCCUACACGUACAUCAUCUCCACCAUCCUCAAGAUCCCCUCGGCCUCUGGCCGCAGGAAGGCUUUCUCCACGUGUGCCUCCCACUUCACCUUUGUGGUGAUCGGCUAUGGCACCUGCCUGUUCCUCUACGUGAAACCCAAGCAAACGCAGGCAGCCGAGUACAAUAAGAUAGUCUCCCUGCUGAUUUCUGUGUUAACCCCUUUCCUGAACCCUUUCAUCUUCACCCUCCGAAAUGACAAAGUCAAAGAGGUCCUUCGGGAUACUGUGAAGCACUGCUGUCAAUUUUUCAAGGAUUAA
Molecule: messenger RNA, 945 nt
Organism: Pteronotus mesoamericanus
Lineage: Eukaryota; Metazoa; Chordata; Mammalia; Chiroptera; Mormoopidae
Product: olfactory receptor 9A4
Exons: 2
Coding region: 1-945 (314 amino acids)
Biological process (GO): G protein-coupled receptor signaling pathway
Cellular component (GO): membrane
Molecular function (GO): olfactory receptor activity; G protein-coupled receptor activity
Source: RefSeq, a predicted model, not a curated record